CCAGAAAAUUUAGUUUUCUUUAAUGCUGACUAUGUGGAUAUUUCGAUUGUUAUUAGUGAACUUUGGGAUCCUGUCAGUUUUAGCAAAUGAUCUCACGUGUUAUCAAUGCAAUGAUUGUGAUAAAGUUGAUAAAAAUACAGCGAAAUUUCGUGGUUGUCCAGUUUGCGUGAAAGUCAUUUAUAACCAACCGAAAAGACUUGUCGAAAGAUCAUGCUUCGAUUCGUGUGACAGGUUACCAAAAUUUCCCGAUGCUAAAUUUUACUGUUGUAAAGAAAAUUUAUGCAAUUCAUCAUCAAACGUUAGUUGGAAAUCAGUGUGUUUCCUUUACACUGUGCUUGUUUAUAUCAUUCUGAAAUAUCUCAGUAAAUUUAAGUGAAUUUUU
Trichobilharzia szidati is the source of this 382-nucleotide messenger RNA. NCBI's taxonomy places the organism in Eukaryota, Metazoa, Platyhelminthes, Trematoda, Strigeidida, Schistosomatidae. The record is from the annotation of a GenBank genome assembly.